Molecule: messenger RNA, 1435 nt
Organism: Cucurbita pepo subsp. pepo (vegetable marrow)
Lineage: Eukaryota; Viridiplantae; Streptophyta; Magnoliopsida; Cucurbitales; Cucurbitaceae
Product: E3 ubiquitin-protein ligase PUB22-like
Biological process (GO): protein ubiquitination
Molecular function (GO): ubiquitin protein ligase activity
Source: RefSeq, a predicted model, not a curated record
UCCAAGUCCAAAUCGACGAACUCCUCUGUUCUUCUUCAGCAAAUCCUGCAAUUUCAACCUCCAAAAAUGGAAGAAAUCGAAGUCCCCAACUACUUCCUCUGCCCAAUCUCCCUCCAAAUCAUGAAAGACCCAGUCACCGUUCCCUCCGGCAUCACCUACGACCGCCCCUCCAUCGAAACCUGGCUCUUCUCCACCAAAAACGCCUCAUGCCCCAUCACCAAGCUCCCCAUCCCCGCCGACUCCGAUUCCCUCACCCCCAACCACACCCUCCGCCGCUUAAUCCAAGCCUGGUGCACUCUCCACUCCGAUCAUGGCAUCGAACGCUUCCCCACUCCCAAGCCCCCCAUCAACAAGCCACAAAUCCACAAACUCAUCUCCUCCUCUUCCUCUACUCCCUCCUCCCUUCUCUCCUGCAUUCGCCGCCUCCGUUCCCUCGCCGCCGAAUCCGAAUCCAACCGCCGAUGCAUCGAAUCCGCCGGCGCCCCUGAGUUUCUAGCCUCUGUUAUCAUCAAUUCCAUCUCCGACAACGACAACGAAACCGCCUCGAUUUCCUGCCAUGAAGCGCUUUCUACUCUCCAUAAUCUCCGCCUCUCCGAUUCCAAGUUGAAGAGCUUGACCGUAAACGCCGAGCUUUUUGAUUCGUUGACGAAGGUCAUGGAACAGGGGACGUACGAGUCGCGAGCGUACGCGGCGUUGCUUUUGAAAUCACUACUGGAAGUGGCGGACCCAAUGGAGCUGACAUUCCUAAAAUCCGAACUGUUUGUGGAAAUUGUUGGGAUCUUGAAGGAUCAGACAUCGCAGCAGAGUUUGAAAGCGGCAUUGGGGAUUUUGAUUACGGCCUGCACAUGGGGGAGGAACAAAGUGAAGGCAGUUGAGGCAGGUGGGGUUGUGGCUUUAGUCGAGAUAUUACUCUCGGGACCGGAGAGGAGGGUGUCCGAGAUGGUGUUGACGGCGAUGGAUUUGCUAUGUGGGUGUGCAGAAGGGCGAGCGGCGCUUCUGGGUCACGGCGGAGGGAUGGCAGUGGUUUCGAAGAAGAUCUUGAGAGUGUCGCAAGUGGGGAGUGAGAGGGCGGUUAGGAUUCUGUUUUGGGUGGCGAAAUAUUCAGGGAGUCCGGCGGUGUUGACGGAAAUGGCGCAGUUGGGGAUCGUGGCGAAGCUUUGCCUGGUUCUGCAAGUUGAAAGUGGGAGCAAGACGAAGGAGAAGGCCAAAGAAAUUUUGAAGAUGCAUGCUCGAGUUUGGAGGAAUUCGGCUUGUAUUCCUUCCAAAUUGGCUUCUUCUUAUCCUGCAAAUUAAAACGGACAUCAAUUUAAACCCCAUUUUUUUUGUGUAUAUAAUUCACUCCAAAUUGUAAGCUAUGGAUAUUUAGAACAAAAUUUAAAAGGGUUCCACAAAUUGUUCUUCGACGUCAAUACAAUACAUACGGUUGUUAGAUGAA